AUGGUUAGGCGGCCUAGAAGCAGCCUGGAAAGCGACUUUUGUGCAGUUGGUGGUCAAGAGAAGGUUCGACCAGCGGGGCACCAGGAGUGGACUAGCACCCACAUAAGAGAGGAAGAGAGGUUACAGCAUGUUCCAGACUACUCAAGACUGCACUUAGUGGUAUCCCGAAGUCUCGGGUCAGCAGGAUAUGAUCCUAAUGAAAAAACAUUUGAUAAAAUUCUUGUUGCUAAUAGAGGAGAGAUUGCAUGUAGGGUUAUUAAAACUUGCAAGAAAAUGGGCAUUAAGACGGUUGCCAUCCACAGCGAUGUUGAUGCAAGUUCUGUUCACGUGAAAAUGGCGGACGAGGCUGUCUGUGUUGGCCCAGCUCCCACCAGUAAAAGCUACCUCAACAUGGAUGCCAUCAUGGAAGCCAUUAAGCAAACCAGAGCCCAAGCUGUACAUCCAGGUUACGGAUUCCUUUCCGAAAACAAGGAAUUUGCCAAAUGUUUGGCAGCGGAGAAUGUCGUUUUCAUUGGUCCCGAGACACAUGCUAUUCAGGCCAUGGGCGACAAGAUCGAAAGCAAAUUAUUAGCUAAGAAGGCCAAGGUCAACACGAUCCCUGGCUUUGAUGGCGUAGUCAAGGAUGCAGAUGAAGCUGUCAGAAUUGCAAGGGAAAUUGGCUACCCUGUCAUGAUCAAGGCCUCAGCAGGUGGCGGCGGGAAAGGCAUGCGGAUCGCUUGGGAUGAUGAAGAGACCAGGGAUGGUUUUAGGUUUUCUUCGCAAGAAGCAGCUUCUAGUUUUGGUGACGAUAGAUUACUAAUAGAAAAAUUUAUUGACAACCCUCGUCAUAUAGAGAUUCAGGUCCUAGGUGACAAACAUGGCAAUGCUCUGUGGCUCAACGAAAGAGAGUGUUCCAUUCAGCGCCGAAAUCAGAAAGUGGUGGAGGAGGCGCCCAGCAUUUUUCUAGAUUCGGAGACUCGGCGGGCCAUGGGCGAGCAGGCCGUGGCGCUGGCCAAAGCCGUGCAGUAUUCUUCUGCGGGAACCGUGGAAUUCCUCGUGGACUCAAAGAAGAACUUCUAUUUCCUGGAGAUGAAUACAAGACUGCAGGUUGAGCAUCCUGUCACCGAAUGCAUUACUGGUCUGGACCUAGUCCAAGAAAUGAUCCGUGUUGCCAAGGGUUACCCUCUCAGGCACAAACAAGCUGAUAUUCCCAUCAACGGCUGGGCAGUUGAAUGUCGGGUCUAUGCUGAGGACCCCUACAAGUCUUUCGGGUUGCCGUCCAUCGGGAGAUUGUCUCAGUACCAAGAGCCAGUGCAUCUUCCUGGUGUCCGGGUUGACAGCGGCAUCCAACCAGGAAGCGAUAUUAGCAUUUAUUAUGAUCCAAUGAUUUCAAAACUGAUCACCUAUGGCACCGACAGAACUGAAGCACUGAAGAGAAUGGAAGCCGCCCUGGAUAGCUACGUUAUUCGAGGUGUUACACAUAAUAUUUCUUUACUUCGAGAGGUAAUAAUCAACUCACGCUUUGUGAAAGGAGACAUCAACACUAAAUUCCUCGCUGAUGUGUAUCCUGAAGGCUUUAAAGGACACAAGUUAACCAAGAAUGAGAAAAACCAGUUAUUGGCAAUAGCAUCAUCAUUGUUUGUGGCAUCCCAAUUAAGAGCACAGCAUUUUCAAGAUCAGGAUAAUGCAAGAGUGCCUAUUAUAAAACCACAAGUGGCUAGCUGGGAGCUCUCCAUACAACUGCACGAUGAAGUCCACACUGCCAUAGCAUCAAACAGCGGGUCGACCUUCUCCGUGGAAGUUGAUGGGUCGAAACUCAAUGUGACCAGCACGUGGAACCUGGCUUCACCCUUACUGUCUGUCAGCGUGGACGGCAUGCAGAGGACAGUUCAGUGUCUUUCCCGAGAAGCAGGUGGAAGCAUGAACAUUCAGUUUCUUGGUACAGUGUACAAAGUGCGCAUCUUAACCAAACUGGCCGCGGAACUGAACAAAUUCAUGCUGGAGAAGGUGGCCGAGGACACGACCAGCAUUCUGCGCUCGCCGAUGCCCGGCGUGGUGGUGACCGUGUCUGUGAAGCCCGGGGACAUGGUAGCAGAAGGUCAGGAAAUUUGUGUGAUUGAAGCUAUGAAAAUGCAGAACAGUAUGACCGCUGGGAAAACGGGCAAGGUGAAGUCGGUGCAGUGUAAAGCUGGAGACACAGUGGGAGAAGGAGACCUGCUCGUGGAACUGGAAUGAAGCAUUCACAGCCUCCGGUGCUCAGCGGCGAAAGGAGCCGUUGGCAUGAGGGCCCCUCACUCGGCUCGGGCGGGCUCGGGUGCGGGGCGGCCCCGUGCAGCAGAUUUUACACGGCCGUGUUUACUGCACAUCGAGUCAAAACCAACAUUCUGCCAAAAAAUCACCAAUGGAAACUUUAAUUGAUAUAAAUACUUGUACAUAUGAUUUGUACUUCUGCUGUGAGAUUUCCUAGCGUCAACGUUAAAUCAAUAAACCGAGCAUUUGUCUAAA
Molecule: messenger RNA, 2484 nt
Organism: Condylura cristata (star-nosed mole)
Lineage: Eukaryota; Metazoa; Chordata; Mammalia; Eulipotyphla; Talpidae
Gene: PCCA
Product: propionyl CoA carboxylase, alpha polypeptide
Exons: 25
Coding region: 1-2214 (737 amino acids)
Cellular component (GO): mitochondrion
Molecular function (GO): metal ion binding; propionyl-CoA carboxylase activity; ATP binding
Source: RefSeq, a predicted model, not a curated record